Molecule: messenger RNA, 1916 nt
Organism: Orcinus orca (killer whale)
Lineage: Eukaryota; Metazoa; Chordata; Mammalia; Artiodactyla; Delphinidae
Gene: MRGPRG
Product: MAS related GPR family member G
Biological process (GO): G protein-coupled receptor signaling pathway
Cellular component (GO): membrane
Molecular function (GO): G protein-coupled receptor activity
Source: RefSeq, a predicted model, not a curated record
CCGUGGAGUCCCUGAGUCGUGUCCUCAUGAGAGCCCCCUUUGCCUGCAGAGACCUGUCCAGCCAUCGCUGACCUCUGCGACAUGGCUACCGCGGUGUAGCCGUGUCAAUCGAUCUUUGCGCAUUUAAUCUAAACAUCCAGCCGGGGGCAGGCCUGCCCACCCGGUCGGCCAUCCUCAUCUCCCUGUGUUGGGUGCAUCCUACCUAAUCCUCCUUUUACAAAGAGGUGAUGAGGCCUGAAGGGUUGGGCACUGGCCAGGAAGGCGCCCCGGGCUGGCUGCAUCUGUCCAGCUGCGCCGGGACGCCACCCGCCUUCCCGGGCAGUGAUAACAACGGCAACGUCUGUGGCCUCCCUCCAGGGUCCUUCCCACCGGCCGCGGAGCCGGCCAGCAUGUUCGGGCUCUGGAGGACCUUCACCGGCGUGGUUUUCUACCUCACUCUGGCUGUGGGCCUCGGGGGGCUGGUGGGGAACGGGCUGGUCCUCUGGCACCUGGGCUUCCACAUCAAGAAGGGCCCCUUCUCUGUCUACAUCCUCCAUGUGGCCACCGCGGACUUCCUCUUCCUGGGCUGCCAGCUGGGCUUCUCGGCCGUCCAGGCAGCCCUGGGCUCCAAGGACAGCCUCUACUUCGCCGUCACCUUUGUUGCCUUCUCCGCGGGGCUCUGGCUGCUGGCCGCCUUCAGCGCCGAGCGCUGCCUCUCCGACAUCUUCCCCGCCUGCUACCAGGGCUGCCGCCCCAGACACACGUCGGGCACCAUCUGCGGCCUGCUGCGCGAGGGCGUGCACCUGUCCACCUGCCCACGGUACCACGUGGCUAGCGUCACGUGGCUGCUGUCCGUGGCCUGCGUGGCCUGCGUGGCCGGGCUUGCGCUCUUCGUCUGGGUGACGUGCUGCUCCCAGCGCCCGUGCCCUCGGUUCUAUGGCAUCUUCCUGGGCUCCGUAUUCCUGCUCUUCUUCUGCGGCCUCCCCUACAUCCUCUACUGGGCCCUGCACCCCAUCCUGAACCCUCUGCCUGUGUUCCUCCCGCUAGCCACCCUCCUGGCCUGUGUCCCCUGCAGCGCCAGGGCGCUCAUCUACUUCGCGACGGGCCGGCAGCCGGGCAAGCGGGAGCCACUCCGGGUGGUCCUCCAGAGGGCCCUGGGGGAGGGGGCCCAGCUGGGGGCCGGGAGACUGUCCCUGCCCAUGGGCCGCAUGUCAGGGCCGGCCAGGGUCCCCCCAGCCCUUCACCAGACCCUCCAGGACCAUGUGUCAUCCUGGCCCCCCCCAGCUCACUGGCCCUGGGGACCCAAGGGCCGGGGGCAUCAGGAGAGCCGUGGUCUUGACUCCCACAUGCCCAGCCUGUGGAGUACAAGGAAGACCUGAGGAGAAGGCCAGAGACACAGCAGCUAAGCAGGGAGUCCCCAGGACUGGGGCGAGGAUGGGCACCCCAGCUCCCGCCUCCUUCCCCCCCUGCCACCAGCUGAGGGCUGGGGUGGAGGGGAGGCCGCCCCCCAAGGCCCACGUGGGCAGCUGGGCGGGGCCUGUCCUCGCUGAGGCCGUGCUGUGAUCCUUCCACUAUAGAGUUCUCCGGCUGCCUCACCCACAGGCUCCCAGCGCCCAGGUGACCCCUGCCCAGCAGUCUCCCCACCGGCCACCAGAUGGCGCUGCUUCCUCACCAAACGCACCCAUAAGUGUGCCCGCCAAAGCAGGGUCACUGCAGAGCCCGGCGCCAGCGGGGCCUCCCCUGCCCCUUCCAGCCCUGUCGCCCGGAACGGGGGUCCUGGACACCUGCUGCCUAGAGGGUGCUCUUGCCCCCAACCCCCAUCUCCAACUUCCCCUCCUCCCAGGAAUCCUUUGCUCACUCAUCACCCCCACCCAUCCCUGCCCAGCCAGUGUUUGCACCACCCUCCUCCCACUCCCCUGGGCUUCCCUUGGGAAGGA